This is a messenger RNA of Anolis sagrei ordinatus, 7307 nucleotides long. NCBI's taxonomy places the organism in Eukaryota, Metazoa, Chordata, Lepidosauria, Squamata, Anolidae. The record is from RefSeq and is a predicted model, not a curated record.
AGGAGGACGUGUGCGCAUGCGCCCUGCGUCCUCCUUCCCCCUCUCAUCUCGAAAGCGUUUGUGUGUGAGUGUGUUUGUGAGGGAGGGAGGGAAGGAAGGAAGGAGGCGCCUCCUCGUUCCCCUCCUCUGCCCCUCCCGACGGAGGGAAAGCGGCACGAAAGCGGCGGAGGCGGGAGUUCGUUUCUUGGCAGCGCUUGGCGUCCCUCAGGCAUUAUGAAUCUUUUAAGAUGAAUGAAUAAAGACAGCUGCUACAAAUGUAGGGCAGAAGACUAAUGGUGUGGGCAGUAUGGACCUAAUGAACGGACAUCCCAGCAGUGUUAAUAUUGCAGCUACUGCUUCAGAGAAGAGUAGCAGCUCAGAGUCAUUAAGUGAUAAGGGUUCUGCUGAACUGAAGAAAAGCUUUGAUGCAGUAGUAUUUGAUAUUCUGAAAGUUACACCUGAGGAAUAUGCAGGCCAGAUAACACUAAUGGAUAUACCCGUAUUUAAAGCUAUUCAACCAGAGGAACUCUCAAGCUGUGGUUGGAAUAAAAAGGAGAAAUACAGUUCUGCACCAAACGCUGUUGCCUUUACAAGAAGAUUCAACCAUGUAAGUUUUUGGGUUGUUAGAGAGAUCCUUCAUGCACAGACAUUAAAAAUAAGAGCUGAAGUUCUGAGCCACUAUAUCAAAACUGCGAAGAAACUCUAUGAGUUAAAUAAUCUACAUGCUCUUAUGGCUGUGGUAUCUGGGUUACAAAGUGCUCCCAUCUUCAGGUUGACGAAAACGUGGGCGUUACUGAGCCGAAAGGACAAAACUACCUUUGAAAAGUUGGAAUAUGUGAUGAGCAAAGAAGAUAAUUAUAAAAGGCUUAGAGAUUAUAUUAGCAGCUUGAAGAUGACUCCUUGUAUUCCUUAUUUAGGUAUUUACCUCUCAGACUUAACAUACAUUGACUCAGCAUACCCAUCAACAGGAAGUAUUCUGGAAAAUGAGCAGAGAUCAAACCUAAUGAAUAACAUACUUAGAAUAAUAUCAGAUUUACAACAGUCUUGUGAAUAUGACAUUCCUGUGUUGCCUCAUGUUCAAAAGUACCUGAAUUCUGUUCAAUAUAUAGAAGAGCUUCAAAAGUUUGUAGAAGAUGACAAUUAUAAGCUUUCACUAAAGAUAGAACCUGGGACCACUACACCCCGUUCUGCUGUAUCUCGUGAGGACUUAGUAGGACCAGAAGUUGGAGUUUCUCCUCAAAGUAUACGAAAAAAUGCUGCAGCUGAAGGAGCCUUAUUACCACCUACUCCUCCAUCACCUCGGAACCUCAUGCCACAUGGGCAUAGAAAAUGUCACAGUUUAGGAUACGACUUUAUUCAUAAAAUGAACACAGUGGAAUUUAAAAGUGCAACAUUCCCAAAUGCAGGACCAAGACACUUACUGGAUGACAGUGUCAUGGAACCACACGCCCCAUCACGGGGGCAGGCUGAAAGCUCUACUCUUUCUAGUGGGAUUUCAAUAGGAAGCAGUGAUGGCUCUGAGCUUAGUGAAGAGACUUCGUGGCCAGCAUUUGAAAGGACCAGAUUAUACCAUUCUCUUGGUCCGGUGACAAGAAUGGCACGAAAUGGCUAUCGAGGCCACAUGAAGGGCAGCAGUUCUGCAGAGUCUGAAGAUCUAGCUGUUCAUUUAUAUCCAGGAGCUGUUACUAUUCAAGGUGUUCUCAGACGGAAGACUUUACUGAAAGAAGGGAAAAAACCUACUGUAGCAUCAUGGACAAAAUACUGGGCAGCUCUAUGUGGAACCCAGCUUUUCUACUAUGCUGCAAAGUCUUUGAAGGCAACAGAGAGAAAGCAUUUCAAAUCUACACCCAGUAAGAAUGUGUCAGUGGUGGGAUGGAUGGUCAUGAUGGCUGAUGAUCCAGACCAUCCAGAUCUCUUCCUGCUUACAGAUUCUGAGAAAGGAAACUCAUACAAAUUUCAAGCUGGUAAUAGAAUGAAUGCAAUGCUGUGGUUCAAGCAUCUGAGCGCUGCCUGCCAAAGCAACAGACAACAGGUCCCUGCCAACUUGAUGACCUUUGAGUGACAAGCCUCUUCAGAGCCUGAAUCAAGAUGAAUUUGAUGAGGAAAAUCCUGGUGAACGCAUACCAGCUAUACUUCUGGGCCAGAAUGAAGAUUGCAAUCAGAGUUUCAUGUCUCUAGAGUACUGAUCAACAACAACAGCAACAAAAGCACUGAGAAUUCAGGGGAUGAAAGUGUAAAAUGUAACAUGAACUGCCAUGAACUGCUACUUAAAAUUCUCUUAACUGACCUGUGGAAACCACUGCCUUAAAGAAUGAAAGGAAAACCAACAUGAAACACCAAAUAGUAUGUGUGUGUGAAUCCUCUGGCGGUGCUGUGCUUAGGUUAAAUAGUUUAUAACUAGUUUGCAUUUGUGUUAACUUUUAAUUUAAAGCCCAUAUUUCUUUGCAGUUUUUCUUGUUGUAGAAAAGGGAUUGUGUCGAGGGCAAGUUUGCGAGGAUGUAGCAUGUGUGUUCUUAAGAGAAUGUGCAAAUGGUACCUGCAUCCUUCCAGUCUGCAUCAACUUUCGUUAAGUUCAGAUAAUUGGGGAUGCAGUUCAGUUUGUUUAAGCUUAGGAUGUAAGAACUGUAUUAUAUGCAAGUUACUUUUUUCUUUUCACAAAGCACUACAUUGCUUUUGUUUCCUGCAAGUGGCACAACAGCUUGAUAUUUAAGUAUCACACUCUCCGUUUUGUUGUCUGAUGAAAACGAUUUUCAUGAUUUUGUAAAGCCAGCUUUGGGAAAUGUCUGCGGAUCAAAACUGAGCCUUUCUUCCUCCAUAUAUUUAAACCGACGCACACUCUUCAAUCAGCAUGAUGUGUAUUUCUCUUCCCAAGCUCUUCCGUGAGUUACUUCCUUUUGAAAACUUUGUUGUGCUUUAAGCAGCAUAAAAAUUGCCCUCAAAGAAGUUUAAAUUGGAUCCUUUUCCCCUGUGAAAAAGAUAUUAAACAGCUGUAAUUUGUUCGAUUCUUUAUUAUUGGGAAAUGAAUGCUCAAUUCUGAUCUUGCAGAAGCUUGCUUCAAAAAGGGAAACUUGCUUGUUCUGAGUCACUUCUAGUAUGCUUCUUCCACAGUAACCCAUCGGGUGUUUCAUGGAAACCUCUUUAUAGCCAUCAGUAUUACUGUACAGAGUUUGCACAACUUUUUUCCAAUUUUUAAAAUUACUGUGUGUUUCUUUUCAAAGUACGUUUUUUAAAAGAAAAAAAACACUAUACGUGUGUGUGCUCCUUCCUUCUCCUUCCUUUUUUUAGUUUUGUGGUUAGUAACCCUGUGGAAUUUUGAUUUUUUAAAAUAUAUAUAUAUUAUAAAAAGAGAGAAAAACACUAGUAUUAGAUACAGGCUUGUUGAAUUUAUUUGUUAUUUUUUUUUAUUUCAAGAAAGAUGCAACUGGGAGGCAUAUGAUGCUGGUUUUGCUAAUGAUAAUUUACACAAGAUUUUUUCAUGUGGAAAUUGCAUUAGGUUUUGACAAGUUCUGUGGGACGUGGUGAAUUUUUGAAUACUCUAUCCACAUCCUCCUCCAUCCAGUUUAACUGUAUUCUAUUAUUUGCUUCAGUCUACACAAUCUUUCAUAGCAUAGAUUUGUUCACUACAUCUCACUUUAGAGAAGAAUAUCACUGUUUCAGUGAAGACCACACAGAGUAUUCCAAUGGAUUAACUCAAUACCUAAGUGGAUGGCUAGCUUAUUUUUUUCCCUGUACUUUCCGUAUGUCAUUUGGGUAAAUUUCAAAAGCAGAUUGAGUGAGCUAUCAUGUUCAUUUUAUAGUUUAUUCCACAUUAAUUUAGGCUAACUGAGGCAAUCACUCCAAUAUUAAAUCAUUCUAUUUUUUGAUGGUGGUUCAUCUUUCAAGGUUAAAACUCUUAAAUCUUACACCAAAUUUCACUUCCCCAUCCAAGAUUAAGGCAUAGUUUAUAACAUGCAUGGGCAAACCCAGGCCCACGGGUUAGAUGCAGACUUUUGAGCUCUUUCUUGUGUCCCCAUUUGCCUCUGCCCUCUUCUCAGUAUGCAGAUGUGGUGGUCUGCCACGUCACCAGGCUGAGAGGAGGGCUGAGGCAGACAUAUAGCUGCCAAGAGCUCUCGGGAAGCUCUCACCAGCCACGUGUUUCCUUCUUCUCUCAGUCCUUCUUCUCUCAAGCUGCAUCCCCAAGCUGAGAGGAGAGCCGGGGAAGAGACAUGCUGCUGGCAAGUGCCCUCUGAAAGUCUCGCCAGCCACAUGUCUCCUCUGAGCCUAGGGAUGCAUCGGGCCACUACAUCCACAGACUUCCCACCCCCCGCACCAACCACACCCCGGCCUCCCCCCAUGCCAACCGCCCUUGCACCAACCAUCAAUCACCCCCCCCCCCCCCCCCCCCCCGCAGCAACUGUCCUCAGCCUCCUUCCUGCUCCCCUCCAUCCCGACCCGUCUGUUCUGCCCUGGCUCCCAAUGUGACCCCCACAAAUAAGGUUAUCUCAUGCCUGCUUAUAAGAUCUUUUUUAUACAUCUUGUGAAAACACAUUCUUUAUUUUGAAAGGAUGACUUCAGAACCAGAUCCACAUAUUAAAAUUAGUAGACCAGUCUAAGUCUAAAUGAGCUUCUGAGAUUACUGGCACUAAUAUUUUUUUAGAAUUACUGAGAUAGCUGGGUGAGUCUUCAUUCCUACAGGAAUUGUAAUUUAAAUUCAUUGGAUUCUGAUGAACUGAGAAUAUGAGUUCCAAUGUUUAUUGUAUCCGAAAACUAUUUAUUGAGUACAUAGAUAUAUUUGUCUAAUGAUCUGUUAUCCGAUUCCACCUAAACCCAGUAAAACAGCAUCUUUAAUACCAAUGACCUGUUUUAAUCCAGUGAUCCACACAGUUGGAGUUCACAAACCGCGUUGCAUGUCUGAAUUCUCUGAUUACAAAACAAAGCAGAAUAUGGAAAUUCUGCUUGUGUGUUGUGAUUCAGUAUGAAUUUUGAGCCAUAGUACAUUUUCAGUCAGCACAUGAAGAAUAUUAUUUGAAAUAGUCUGUGAUUAUCAUAAUGCUUAAUCCAGUAGCAAACUCUGUUCACACAAAAAAUUACACUCAAGUAGAAAGAAAUGAAGAAUGCCUUCCUCUUGCACCAAUUUCCUCCUUACAUAUUCAUGUCCUGCCUUUUCACCAUACAUAUUUGGAUUGGUGAACUUUUGUUACAUGCUUCAUUUUUGGGCUGUUUUCACAAAACUCACGUAUCAGUUUUCUUCAUUUUCCAUAUUAUAUAUUCCAGAGUAUUUUGCUCAGUAUAUAUAACUUUUCCCCUCUAUCCUUUGUUCUUAUCCUGUUGAUUUUUAACUAGCCAAUGGGAUGUAGGGUUCAUUAAUACCAUCAGACAGUUUUUAUAUCAUCACCCAGCCAAGUAGUAGACAAGAAGAGAUGAAGCUGCAACUAACAAACACAUUUUUUUUUCUUAUACGAGGUAUACUUCAGGCAUAGAGGGGAAAAUCUACACUGCAGAAAAUGUGUUUUGAUUUGUACAUAUUUUACUAGGUGGAAAUUAUCAGGAACCACAUCCCUGAGAAAAUUUGGUGUGGAUUUCACUCAAAACAUACAUUCCUGUUGCGUUCCUACAGACACGUCACUUCUGGAUAGAAAGAGCAAUAUGAAAGAAUGCUGUCUAAUUUAGUGUAACUUGUAGUUUACUUCCUAAUUUCAAAGCACAUUCCUGUAUGUGUGUGUAAAUUACUCAUACAACACAUCUUUUUUCCAAAUAAGUUUUCUUCCUAUGACUCUUCCAAUUGCAUCUUUUUUUCUCAUUUUGGGGGGAGUAUGUUGCCUUUUUAUUCCUAAACGUCAUGAAUCUUGAUCUCCUUAGUGUGCUAUGAAAGCUUGAAAAUACCAUAACUGACACUAAAUUACCAGUUUUCUUUUCCCUGAAAAGUCAGACAUUCUAGAGAUUGUGUAUUUCAAGUUCCUUCUUUGCCCCAUUAAAAAUGGUUUGUGUCUAAGUUUAAAACACUGCUAUUAAAAUAUAAACAAGCAUGAUAAGAUCCUCCAAAGGUGAAUAUCCUUGCCUGUCUUUAAAAGGGUUAUGGACGUUAUAUCUGUAUAAGAUUUUGUCAGUGCCUUAAUUGCCUGUCUGAAGACCAAAGGGGCAAUCCACUAAGUACUGUUUCUAUGCAUUUCCCCACUCAUGCAAAUCCUCAGUUAUAUGUAUGGAUUUUUUAUAACCAGCAGAGCAGCUCAGUCUUCUCCUCCCUUUUGGUUUGAAAGUCACAAUUGCUUUUAAAAAGUGGUUCUAGAGAUUUUCUGGUUUACCUGGAAGUUCCAAUUCAUUCCACUCUUUAUUUUUUAAAGCAAUGAUUUACAGUUGAUAUGAAGUCUAGUUCAGAAUUUUACUCUUAACAGUUAAGUCAGUGUAUAUGCUGUGCCUCAAGGUUGUGCUCAUAUUUCACUACAUAGAAAAUGUCACAUGGGACCUGCAUGAAUGUCUACAGUAAAUGUCUGAGGAAGCCACCGAGUUCAUUAAAAAUACCUACAAAAAUAAUUUGUAAGUAUACUUUUUCUUGCCAAUCUGGAUUUUCAGACUAGAAAAAAUACAGUUUAUGUAGAAUUAAUUGGUUCAUAGAAGUCGAUACUAUGAACAACUUCUAAUAAAACUCAAAGUUUAAAAUGCCACUUGUCAUUUUAGUGACCUAACACUUUAAAAAAGGAUCAAGUCAUGUCUGAAAUCUGAAGUGUAAUACCUACAGAGUAAAAAAAAUCCAUAUUACCACAUUUGCAUUCUUUAGCUUUCUGUGAAGGGCAAUUGCUAAGUAACAUUCAUGAGAAAAUCAGAAUCAAUUUUUUUUGUAGUAUUUCAUCAAAGAGUUUAUUUAGGCAUUAUUGAAAAACUUAGAAGCAAAAUAUUUAUCUUGUUUUGACUCUGAAAUUAAAAGUUGGUCGCUUUUGCUUACUCAAAGCUACUCAUAAGCCUACUACAGCUUGUUCAGUGGAAGGUGUAAAGAGGAUUUCGCGUACUGUCUUUUUUACCGUUUAAUAGUUUAAAAAAACGUCCAUACAACCAUUCAAAUAUUUCAGUUUCCAUGCAUACAAAGUCUACAUUAUGUUGAACACAGGCCAUUUUUAAUGUAUUUCUUCUCUGUUGACCUGAUGCACCAUUUUGAUAAGAGAUGAAUGCACUAUGACCUCUAUGAGUGAUGUGCAGUUUGCUGUUUUUUGUCAUUCUUUUCACCUUCUAAUUUUUAAUACUUUACCAUGUGUGCGUGUUUGAAUUGUGUGUUUGCAUAAGCUAUUUCAACAUGGCUUAAACUACAGACUUAAAAAUAGAAUUUUCCUACUGAAAUAAAUUGCUUAAAAUUUGAA